GCGGCGGGUUCAUUACGCCUGCGCGUAGAGCGGCAAGAUGGCGGAUAGUGCGGAACUGAAGCAAAUGGUUAUGAGCCUUAGAGUUUCUGAACUGCAAGUUCUUUUGGGAUACGCCGGACGCAAUAAACACGGACGCAAACACGAACUCCUGACUAAGGCUCUUCAUUUGUUAAAGGCUGGUUGUAGCCCUGCUGUUCAAAUGAAAAUAAAGGAAUUGUACCGACGGCGGUUUCCACUAAAAAUCCUUACACCCGCUGACUUCUCACUGCCCACUGUACACUCCAGUACCAUGCCUGCCAACCUGUCACCAUCCUCCAUUCCUCUUUCUUAUGACAGUCAUCCUGCCUCCUCCCCACUUCUCCCUGUCUCCCUCUUGGGACCUAAACAUGAACUGGAACUCCCUCACCUUACAGCUAAUCUUCACCCUGUCCAUCCGGAUAUCAAACUGCAGAAACUGCCGUUCUAUGAUCUGUUGGAUGAGCUCAUCAAACCCACAAGUUUAGCCUCUGACAACACUCAACGCUUUCAAGAAACAUGCUUUGCAUUUGCAUUGACACCACAGCAAGUUCAGCAAAUCAGCAGCUCAAUGGACAUCUCUGGGACAAAAUGUGAUUUCACAGUACAGGUGCAGCUGCGGUUCUGUCUCUCUGAGACCAGCUGCCCACAAGAAGACCAUUUUCCUCCUAAUCUGUGCGUAAAGGUGAAUGGGAAACCAUGCAACCUGCCGGGUUAUCUUCCGCCAACCAAAAAUGGGGUUGAACCAAAACGACCAAGCAGACCAAUCAAUAUUACCUCACUUGUGCGACUGUCCACCACCGUUCCCAACACAAUCGUGGUGUCUUGGACAGCAGAAAUUGGAAGGCUUGGUAAAAUGCGACUAACAAUACCCUGUCGGGCAAUGACGUGUUCUCACCUGCAAUGCUUUGAUGCUACGCUUUACAUCCAAAUGAACGAGAAGAAGCCCACGUGGGUGUGUCCUGUUUGUGACAAGAAGGCUCCAUAUGAUCACUUAAUAAUAGAUGGACUCUUCAUGGAAAUUCUGAAGUGUUGCACAGAUUGUGACGAGAUUCAGUUUAAAGAAGAUGGGUCUUGGUCACCCAUGCGGUCAAAGAAAGAUAUUCAGGAGGUCUCUACAUCUUAUAAUGGAGUGGACGACAAGACUGCUUUAGUCAGUUUAUCUCAAAUUUCUGAAGAUAAUCAUUCCUCAGCAGCUUCUGAGGGUGAGAUCUCGUAUUCUGACUCAACUUCAGACAAUCUAAUAGUCUGA
This is a messenger RNA of Bombina bombina (fire-bellied toad), 1267 nucleotides long. RefSeq names its product protein inhibitor of activated STAT 1 (gene PIAS1). The record is from RefSeq and is a predicted model, not a curated record. Gene Ontology annotation, molecular function: zinc ion binding; SUMO ligase activity; transcription coregulator activity. Lineage: Eukaryota; Metazoa; Chordata; Amphibia; Anura; Bombinatoridae. Gene Ontology annotation, biological process: regulation of transcription by RNA polymerase II; protein sumoylation.